This is a messenger RNA of Misgurnus anguillicaudatus (oriental weatherfish), 1074 nucleotides long. RefSeq names its product tissue factor pathway inhibitor-like (gene tfpil). Gene Ontology annotation, molecular function: serine-type endopeptidase inhibitor activity. The record is from RefSeq and is a predicted model, not a curated record. Lineage: Eukaryota; Metazoa; Chordata; Actinopteri; Cypriniformes; Cobitidae.
AAGGACGAGCCGGACAUGAACCCUUUAAUACAGUCGGUACAGAACUGAAUCUGCUGAAAGUUUACACCGCAGGACCAAAGUAAAAAAAUUAAAAAAUCAAAAUGAUUUCUCAGGUAUGUUUUCUUUUGAUGUUUCUGGCAUGUGGAUGGAUCGCCAACGCUUCAACAAACAGUCCAAUGUGCACAGAUCCCAUCCAUGAGGGCACCGGAGGAGAAAAGCAACUUAAGUUUCACUAUGACCCUGAGUUAGGAGUCUGUAGUCCCUUCUUUUACAAAGGAGAAGGUGGAAACAGCAACCGCUUUGACAGUGAUAAAGACUGUUUAAAAGCCUGCUCACAAAAAUACAAUGAGAUGUAUCCAAGUGACGAUCUGGUGUGUUCUCUACCGAUGGACCGAGGCAACUGCUACGCCAUCAUUCCUAAGUUUUAUUUUGACAAUGUGGAAAAAAUCUGCCGUAUUUUCCUGUAUGGAGGCUGUCAGGGGAACGGCAAUCGUUUUGAAAGCAAAGAGGAAUGUCAGACAAUGUGUGCAAAAUCUGGACGUCUGCUGUCUGGUGAAAAUGCUCCAAACCCAGACCAAAAAACUGUUGAUGCAGGAUUGAUUGUUGGUGUUGUUGGUGGUAUUGUGUUUGCUGCUGCAGUUAUUUCUGCUGUUGUGAUGUUUGUCCUGCAUAAGAAAAACAAAAAGAGCGAACGGAAGCCUGUGCCAACCAAUGAUAUUGAAAUAAACUAGAUGUUCACUGUGUCAACAACAUCCUGUUUGUACAUAAUGUCAUGUGUGCUUUUAUAUCCCUUUAUCAUUUAUUCCUGUUUAUGUUUUAAUAGAAACUUUGUUGGUUUAUUGAUAUAAUGUUUACUUUAUAAGUUCAGUAAAACAUGCUAAACAAACAUCUUAUGUUUAUAUAUGGAGACAUCUGAGGUUUAUCAUAAAUGUAUUGAAUCACAACAGAAGUCUGUGACUUUACAGUUCUUAAUAAAAUGAUGUAGUAAUGACAUAACAACUAUAUCAAAGCUGUUGGUGUGUGUUUUGUAUUGUAAUGAGAGAUUUUAUUAAUAAAAUAAAAACCUAAAGUGUC